Naegleria lovaniensis is the source of this 867-nucleotide messenger RNA. RefSeq lists its product as uncharacterized. The record is from RefSeq and is a predicted model, not a curated record. Gene Ontology annotation, biological process: fatty acid elongation, polyunsaturated fatty acid; fatty acid elongation, saturated fatty acid; fatty acid elongation, monounsaturated fatty acid. Bases 1 to 867 code for a protein of 288 amino acids. NCBI's taxonomy places the organism in Eukaryota, Heterolobosea, Eutetramitea, Acrasida, Naegleriidae. Gene Ontology annotation, molecular function: fatty acid elongase activity. Gene Ontology annotation, cellular component: endoplasmic reticulum membrane. The transcript has 3 exons.
AUGCAAGAAUCCCUUUCACCUCUGUUAUUGCAAAUUCAAGACUUUUAUCUCAAUUUCAAUGUCAAGCAAGUGGAUUGGGUACUUCGAUGGGAAUAUCCAUUGAUAGCCUCAGUUGCUUAUCUUAUUCUUUCAUAUGGAUUAAAGAGUGUGUUUGGAACUGAGAAACCCAAUACCGACAAAACUGCCAAUAACAAUGCCGAUAAGAAGAGCAAGGACGGAUUACUCAUGUACUUUUUCACUCAAUUGCACAACGUGAAUUUAAUAGUGUUGUCCUUCUCCAUGUUGUGUGGUAUUGUUUACGAGAUUGCUCAAAGAAGUGUGCAUUUGGGAAUUUUCCGAGGAUCCAUUUGCCCACUCGACUCGGCAACCAACCUAGACGACCAUCCUGUGGUAUCGGGACCUGUGGCUUUCUGGAUUUUUAUCUAUCACUUGUCUAAAUAUUAUGAAUUGGUUGAUACCAUGUUAAUUGUUUUCAAAAGAAAACCAUUGAUUUUACUUCACGUGUAUCAUCACUUGAUUAUGAUUUGGAUUACAUGGUCAUGGAUGAGGGACCCAUGGCUUGUUGGUUCAUGGUGGUGUGUUAUGGUCAAUUCCAUCAUCCACACAAUCAUGUAUUACUACUACUUGAGAUCAGCUCAAGGAUACACUCUCAAAUGGAAGACCAUUCUUACUGCUGGACAAAUUAUUCAAUUAUUCUCUGGUUUCUUCCUGGUUACUUAUUGGUUCUUUAUCAGAGUGGAGAAUGAAUGCACUAGAGGAUUCUAUUCUGGAGUUUUCUCUCACGUUGUCAACGGUACUUUAAUUUUGCAAUUUAUUUACUUUUAUUAUCGUUCAUAUCUUGCACCAAAGAAGGAAAAGUCAAAUUGA